Rotaria sp. Silwood1 is the source of this 933-nucleotide messenger RNA. Lineage: Eukaryota; Metazoa; Rotifera; Eurotatoria; Philodinida; Philodinidae. The record is from the annotation of a GenBank genome assembly.
AUGAAUUGCACUCCUUUAACAUGGUCAUCAAGUACAGCUGAUAAUCUUAGUCCUACUAUUAUCGUUUGUUCAAUUGCUCUUAUUAUUCAUAUUAUAUUUUGGAUUCAACUUAUACCAUUUUCAUCAUUAAGAAAAAAAAAUUUGAUGUGGUUAUAUGCAUAUUUAAUAACGGAUUUCUUUCUUUUAGCACGAUUUUUUAUUUUAUAUAGUAUGCGUCGUUGGCGUGUAUGUUUAUAUUCAACAUUACGGAUAGUUUUAUGUUAUUGGGAAGCAUCAUCAAAAUUUUAUAUGAAUACAGUACAAAGUUAUAUUUUAUUAGCAUUAAAUAUAUGUCGUUGUGCACAGAUUAUUUUUAAUCGAAAUGUUUUUGUACAAAAUCCUCGUUUAAUUACAUUAACACAUUUUUUAAUUUAUAUAUUACCAGCAUUAAAUGUUAUGAUACAAUUUCUUGCUGAUUGGACUACAUUAUGGCGUAGAACAGGUGAAGCUUGUGAUAUACAAUAUGAAUCAUUAUCUGUACAGAUAUUUAAUUUAUUCUUUGUCUAUAUUAUUCCAAUUGCUUUUAAUUUUAUUAUUAUUGGAUUUUGUAUUCGUCAUGUAAGUUCAAUAAGAGAUAUUCGUAGUCAACAAAUAAUUAAUCUUCGUCGUAAAUAUAAAAAAAAUCUUUUAAUUCAAACAAUUAUAUUUUAUUCAAUUUGGCUUGUAUUAUGGAGUCCAAAUGUACUUGCUUUUCAAUUUAUAAAUAUCAAUACUCAAUCUGGUAUAUAUACUUCAUUACUUAAUUAUAUAGAAAUAGCAGUAGAUCCAAUUCUUUUUUCUGCGAUCGAUGUUCGAUUUUUUCAUUCAUGGCAAACAAUAUGCCGUAAAAUUAAACAAUGUCGACAAAGAACUGUUGUUCCUACAGUACCAAUUGUUCCCAAACAAAAAUAUUGA